Molecule: messenger RNA, 1069 nt
Organism: Eimeria tenella
Lineage: Eukaryota; Apicomplexa; Conoidasida; Eucoccidiorida; Eimeriidae
Exons: 6
Source: RefSeq, a predicted model, not a curated record
UUCAUCGAAAGUUCUCGCGCUCUUGCUGCUACUGCUGCAGCAGCAGCAGCAGCAGCAGAGUCACUGCAGCAGCAGCAGCGGUUCUCAGCUGCUGCAUCUUGUGAAGGAGGCGCGGGCGCUGCUGCAACGUCUUUCCCUUAAUGCAGCGAACGGCAGCAGCACUAGCAGCAGCAGCAGCAAUAGCAGCAGCAGCAGCAGCAGUAGCAGCAUUCGUGAGAGCACACUCCAUUUUGCAGCACCAACAGCUGAAGCAGCAGCUGCUGCAGCAGCAGCUGCUGCUGCUCCGGAUGGCGAGAGACGUGGACACCGCACAAGUGCCCAAUCAAGUGAGCAGCAGCAGCAGCAGCAGCAGCAACUUUUGCUGCUGCUGCUGCAGCAGGACGCUGCAGCAGCAGCUAUACGCGAUCUCAUGGAAGGCCUGGAAAAGCAGCAGAGACAGCAGCAGAAGCAGCAGCAAGAGCUGCAGCAGCAGCAGCAGCAGCAAGAGCAGCUGCAGCAGCGCUUAGCUGAGCAGCAAGUGACUGCGCGCUGCCAAGAGAGGCUUUUGAAGCAACAGGAGGAGCGGCUUCGCAGGCAGCAGCAAGACAUCGCGGCGCAGCAGCGCCUGCUUCUGCAGCAGCAGCAGCAGCUAGAUCAGCGGGAACGGAGGGAGAAGGCCCUUGCUCUUGAGCUCGAGAAGCUAAAGCGGCAGCAGAAGCAAAAGGAGGGCUCUUGGGCACAAAGAGUGGAGACGCUGCAGCAAGAGCUGCGCCAGGCAGCAGCAGCAGCAGCAGCAGCACGACGAGCAGCAGCAGCUGCUGAGAGGGAAAACCUUCGCCUCAGAGACGCAAUCGGCGGCACCGCAAGAAGGGCUGCUGCUGCUGCUGCAGCAAAGAGCAGCAGCAGCAGUUGCCUCCCCGCUGCUGCCGCGCUGCGUCUUCCGCGCCGUUUCGGCUGCAGCAAAACGCAGCAGCAGCAGCAGCAAGUGCAGCAGCAGCAGCAGCAAGUGCAGCAGCAGCAGCCGGCAUGUAGCGGCUGCCCCUUAGCAAGCCUAGGUAUCAUCUUGGGGGGCCCCCAACAGCAAACCUAA